CUAGCUUAUACCCAAACCACCUCGUAUACCCCGUGGCAGUCUGCGAUAUCCCGCCCCUCACGAUUUUCACUGCGACGGUCGUUCCAUCUACAAAGGGGUGGGCACAGUAGUCAAAGCUGGUCACUACGUGCGAGUGUUGCGAGGCGUCAAUUGGUAACAGGCAACCUCGGCGAAAGUGUGCUUUCGAUGGCGGGCAACGCUGGUAACCCAGUCGUUCCGAACCAACGGAGAGGUGUCUGGGAGCCCUUGCCGCUCAUAUUAUAUGGUUAUGCGGUCCACCCACUCUCACCCAACCGCCGGGACACGAAGCUGUCCAGCCGUACUCGGGCAUCGACGUUCACAAGCACGACCGACGCUUCCGGCGACGAACAUCUCGUGCACAGAGAUGUGGUCUCUUUGGAGGUGGGAGAUAGCGUAUAUGCUUUUGAGCAGUACACUCCGAAGGAUAAAGAGGUCGAGGGCAUCUGGUAUCGCGGAUACGUCGUGAGCACAUCUCGCCGACCCCAAGUCAACUGGGCGCUGGUCUCGGAUCCAUCAUGCUCCACGCAGAAGGCAGCAGCCCUGGCCGGCGAGCAGCAACAAGUAUUCAUUGGUACCUUUCCCGCCUCCCAUAUCUUCGUCAGGGAGCGGCUAUCGGACGAGGAAGGACAUCUGGCAGAGGUUGCGAACGAAUGGAGGGCGGGGUUGCCUGCUCAUCAGUCUGACGUCAAUUCCGUGUGGAAGGAGAAGGUCCUUGGCGGAUUUGCAACGCCUAGAGAAGACGACGGACUUUCGCUGAAAGAUGGAAUCUCGUUCAAGGACACCGUCUCGCGCAAGUCGUUCAAGCUGCCUCCACCGCCCGACCAGGCGAACUCAGCACGCGCCCGCGUGCCCGUAUACCCUGCCAGCCUGCGCUCGGCAUCGCCGACCGAGUCGCAGCUCAUGAAGCCGUUUCCACCACGGUUCUCGCUGAAAUCCGGCGACGACACCGCGUCGGGAGCCGACCAGCCCAUCAUUGACGAGAUCGCUUCUGCGCUACGCGAGUGGCACACACUCAUGUUCCAGUACCUCGCCCGGCGUGACUAUCAGCUAUUUCAGAUUGUGCGCGAACACAUUGAGGCUCUGCAUCUUGGUCGCCGGCAGCUGCUCGCUCAGACGCUGAGCUCGGAGGAGACGGCCAAUCUCAGAUGCGAAUGUGUGUGGCGGCUGGUGAGCGGGAACCUUGUCCAAGGGCUCGAUGUAAUCGUCCGGCACCCCACCGGAGGAGGUCUCGCCACUGUCGAUGUCGAAGGAGAGAUCGAUCCUCGCAGCUGGAUGAGCGCUAUUCGCAUGUAUGCUCUGCAAGUCUCCCUUGCGUAUGUCGACGUUUCUCCUCCGACCCAUCCGUACAAGUCGCGUCAACUCGGCUCCUCCAUGGACUACUCCGCAUCUGCCGCUUCGCAAGUGCAUAACACCUUUCUGGAGUACUCACGCAGUAGAAUCCAGUCCAGGAUGAUGGGCGUGUUCGGGUCCCCAAGCACCCCUCAGCCUGCGAAGGCGAAAUUCUAUAACAUCUUUCUUGACCUUCGCGCAUUUAUUGCGUCCCCCUGCUCACCCGGCGAAACUGCGGAGCUAUUUUUCUCGCUGUUCAACAAAACGCAAGCGCGCUUCAUCUCAGAGGAAUUCUGUGCUAUCCUUAACCACAACGGGGUUCUGGCCCGUGAUCCUUCUGCACGUAUCCGCACUCUCUUUACAGACGUAUUGCAGUCCGAUGCUCAAGAACCUGUCUUUCUCGUGUGCAAGAUAGUAAGGAAUGGGUCUAUGAAAAAGGGCAAUGCGGGGUCAAUUCGCGAGAAUGGAAGGAGAGCAUCUGAAGCCUCCAUUGGAACCAGUAAUAAUGGGAGCGGUCACAUAUACGGGCACGCAGCUGCGGCCAGUGAGGUAAUUGGCAACUCCAAUACUGACACAACUGCGCACUUCAGGAGACCCUUUGGCUGCGCCAUCCUUGAGCUUACCCAACUCGCCACCAUGGCAGCUGAACAAACCCAGGUGUCUUCAACACGCGAGCAUUAUAUGCCAAUCUAUACCCCGAAGAAUGAGUCUACGUUCUCCAUGCUCCAUGUGGACAUCAUCAACGGCAACACAAAGGAGUAUGAGAAGUCAGGCAGCGCGGAUACGAUGGCAGUCUCCAUCAAGUUAUUCUAUGGAUCCGCGGAGACAGUCGUUCGGGAGAACACGUCGCUUCUGCAGGACAUACCGCUCAGUCUGCGCCUGGGAUUUCCUGAUGUCGUCUUCCCGGGGGACGUCCGUAACGAGCUGUAUGUCAAGCUGUGGAGUGGAGACUUCUCGCCAUCACAAACGAUGAUGGCGCGCCGUAGCAUCACGAACUUUCCUUGGGGCCAAGCUGGUAGCAUCGGCGGCAAUGUGCAAGUGACGGUCGAGGUCAAGAACCAGCACGGGAGGACGAUCGAGCGCGUCAUCUCGUAUUGUAGCGGCGAGCCCGAAGUAACGCAAUUCAACUCGAUGGUAUUCCAACGCACGAACCAGCCCACGUUUAACGAACUCAUCAAGUUGGAAUUGCCGUUCGAGGGUUCACACCAAUGGCACCUCUUCUUCACCUUCCGCCACCGCAGCACGAGGGAACGUUCCAGCAGCAGAAACUCUGAGAUGCAAGAACGGCCCUUUGCAUUCGCGUUUCUGCCUCUCUUUCCUGACGGACGAGCGUUCCUUGAGGAUGGUGAACACACCUUGGUCCUCUAUAAUGCCGAGAAACUCACUCAAGUUGACACUGAUCUGUACCUCGCUGCAACGCCGUGGCUGCCUGCAAACCAGCGACCCGAACAGGUCUAUGUACCUGUCGAACUGCAAAAGCUGGCUCCACCAAUGCGGGACUGUCUUAUCCUACGCACUUCGCUGUGCUCUACAAAGUUCACGCAGAAUUCGGUGCUGCUUAGUUUGCUCAACUGGGAGAAGCUCGCGGACAAGGAAGUUCUCAAGACUGUCCUGACCAAGUUCACCUUCGUGGGCGAGGUUGAGAUUGUGAAGUUCCUGCGCGACAUCUUUGACUCGCUAUUCGCCAUCCUGGCAUCCAACAACAAUGAAGAGGGAGAGAUGGAUGAUCUAGUUUUUAGCGCUUUGGUAGUGGUGCUUGGGAUCAUCCAAGAUCGUCGAUUUAGCAAUUUUCAGCCUGUUCUCGACGUAUACAUCGCGGAGCACUUCAGAUGUGCCGCCGCAGCUUCCCAUAUUAUUUCUUCCAUGAACCGUCUCCUGCAAAACCCAACAGCCAGUGAGACUGCUUCAGCGCUGCGAUCGAGCCUCAAGGUCUGGCACUACAUCGUCAAGUUCAUUGUCAGAUCGCGGGAGUUACAGAAGGCCAAGAAGCUUGGAAUGGGUGGCGGAGCGACUGCUGAUCACCUAGAAGCGACGUUCAAGCGGGAACUACGGUCCUAUCUAGCAGAAGUCAAUAGCAUGAUGUCCACGACGACACCUGCCUCCAUCAUUGGGACGCAGACGAUAGCGUUACAACACUUUACUUCAAUCCUGCAGGAGUUGGACAAGGUGUUUAGCCAUGAAGAGCUUGUCAAUAUUGCCGCGACCUUUGCGAACUCUAUUAAGACUACCAAGGGGAAGCUCGUCAUAUGGAAGCUAGUGAUGCACCUGCAGAUAGUCAAGGGAUUCCUCUUCGAUGACUUGCAUUCUCGCACAUUGCUGAUCGAGAGUGUCGCCGACUGGUUACAACCACACUUCGGUCGCUUUGACGAGUACGCUCAGACGCAACCUGGAGAUUCCGAGAGCGCUCGAGAUGCUGCGCGCGUUGCUUGGCUAGAGAGUAUCAGAUUGUCUGUGAGCGUAAUAGCGAUCAUGCUGGAUAAAUGUCUGCAAAGUCUCGUGAACCCCGCCAUUGUGGCCGACCGCAAUCUGCUCAAGGCUGAGCAAGAUAACAUCGAAUUUCUCCUGCAUUUGUUCCCCAAACUACUCAAUUCAUACUCGGAGUUCAAGCACCCCGCUUCCCAGAGAGCAAUCGAGCGCAAUCGUUCGUCAAGCCCGGUCUCAUCCACAUACCCUAUCACAUUUCCAGAGUCAUACCCAUUUGCAUUGGCCGCUCAGCUUUCAAAGAGUGCUUCCGCAGUUUCAGGCUCCUUCGACUCCAGACCCGACUUCAACCCGGGCUUGGGCGAGACGGCCAUUGUACUGCUAUCCUUAAUACUUGCAGCGCCGAAGAAGCACCUGAUCAGUUUCUUCCAGUCCUUCCUGGAUAUUGAAGGCAGUGAUAAUUUCGCGGCGAUGCUCAUGCAAACGUUCAAAGUUGCUGCUUCCAUUCUGAACAAUGAUGCAUUCCCGUCCAACUGGCUGAACGUCAACAUCCUCGCUCACAGGAUGUUGCUCAAGCUGAUGGAUCCGAUCGUAAACUUGAUGGAACGCGAAUUCAUUCCCAACCAAGAAUCGCGACGCGAGUUCAACUCAAAUAUUUGGCGAGAGGCGUUUUAUGUCGUUCUUAAGUUGCUUUCGUCCGAACAUUUGGUCAUAGAGGAAUUCAUCCCGCAGAAACGUCGGACGGUUUGGCGUCUUGCUGGAGACAUACGAGGAGAAGGAGCAGCUCUCCUAUUACGGAUGUGGGAUGCCCUUGGAUGGUCUGAAGAACUAGCGAAUGGAGGCACGAUGAAGGUGCACGAGAACUACGAAGCUGCGCUCAAUCCAUUAGUCGGUCACGUUGUGAACCUGUGUCUGAGCCACCACGAUCAGCUGCAGUUCAAUGCAGUACAUAUCCUCUACUGUAUGAUCAUCUCCGAGUAUCACGUCUCAGGCAAUUUCAACCACAUCGAGCAUGAACUGGUCAGCAAGUUGGAUACCUUGUUCAUGUCCGACAGCAAAGGCGAUGAUAUCUCCCGUGCAUUCUUCAUUGGAUACCUUCGUCGUCUCUUUGAGGAAUCAGACGUAGAUGAGCAAUUACGUGCCCUUGUCGAUACCUUCUUGCAAGAGGUCAAUAUGUUUUUGGAUCUCUUGCUCAGUGUUCGUGCACUUCCUGAAGGAGAAGAGUUCGCAGAUGAUCGAGUGAUUGCAACGCUUCGUCUGAUGAACUUCAUCCGGCGGAUCGGCCGAGAUGAGAUAUACAUCAAAUAUGUGCAUCAGCUGGUCAAUAUGCAUCUCCAAGCCCAGAACUAUGUGGAAGCUGCCCUCACUUUGAAGCUCCAUGCAGACCUACAUGACUGGGAUCUUAACAGCUUCGCCCCACCUAUGGAAGACCUUGGUCUUCCGCAGCAGUCACAUUUCCACCGAAAGGAAACAUUGUACCUGUUGAUCCUGGAUUAUCUUGGUAAGGGUAAAGCGUGGGAGAGCGCCAUCGAGAUCUGCAAGGAAUUGGCAGUGCAGCAUGCCGAGGUGACGUUCAACUACGCUCGGCUUGCAGAGAUUCUGCGUCAUAAAGCUGCCCUACUGGAACGUAUCGUCACCGACCAGCGCUAUUAUUCCGAUUACUUCAGAGUGGCUUUCUAUGGCAGCUUCCCUGCCGCUAUCCGCAACAAACAGUUCAUAUAUCGCGGAUAUGAAUGGGAAAAAUUUGGUGCUUUCUGCGAACGAAUGCUGAACAAGCAUCCCGGUGUCCAGCUUCUAAAGCCCAUGGGGGAUCCACCAGUUGAUAUUCGCUUCGGGACCGACCAGUACAUCCAAUGCACUGCUGUCACUCCCGAGCCCGAACGCGAUUUGCCCAUCUUCACUAAUCCAGACGUGUCCCCUCAAAUCCGGGCAUAUUACGAGCACAGUGCGAUUAAGCUAUUCAGCUACUCAAGGCCAGUGACAAGAAUCUCGCCUGACGGUUCGGAAGAGGUAUGGAUUGAGAAAACGUAUCUCACCACUGAGGAGGCAUUUCCCACCGUUCUCCGUCGUUCUGAAGUGGUUGACACGCAAAUGGUACAAAUCUCACCUGUACAAAGUGCCAUUCAAGAGGUGGAAGAAAAAACGCGCGAGUUGACCGGACUGAACUUGAGAUACUCUAUUCUCGCCAAGACAUCGCAGGCUGUUCCAACCAAUGCUCUAGCUAUGAACCUCAACGCCGCCGUCGACGCGCCAGCGGGUAGUGGCAUUGGGGCAUUCCGACAGGCAUACUUGAACGAAGAGUAUAUCUCAAAACAUCCUGAUAGGGCAGAAGAAAUAGAGAAUUUGCGUAAUGUCAUUGAUGAUCAGGCCCGCGUCAUUGAUAGCUGUCUACGACUGCAUGGACAACUGUGUCCUCCAGAGAUGAUGUCCUUCCACGGAACACUCGAGAAAUUCUUCCGCAAGAAUUUCCAAGAGGAGAUUCAACGAUUGGCAAUGGACUCUGGUCGGUCAUCGCGCGAUCUGCUGACACCUUCUCCGUCGGCGUCGCGGCCAUUGGCUCAAUCUCAACGUCAAAUGCGGCCUCAACUUGGACUUGUGCCCGUCCAAGUGCAUGCGGCCAUUUCCCCGGCUCUCUCUCCACUGUCCAACAGCUCAAACCCAGAUAUCGGCCAAUCUGCGGAAAUGUCAUCCAAACAGACACCACUGCAAAGACAUCUGGCACACUUGGCUCGACACGGAUUUAAUGGUGUAUCAGCUGGGCCUGGAGAUGUUGGCAGUGACAGUAUUUCGGAAGAAUCUCCGAGAGAUUCGUAUCUGAACAAUGGAACGCUCAUCACGACACUCUCAGGCGCAGCAUCAGUGACGGGAUCAAAUAUAGGCAGUAUCGGGUCUAUUAGGGGACGUCUAUCUAAAUUCUCCAGCCUGAACUUCGCGCGACGGGACAUGUAGUGGAUACAGUAUAUCUCAUAAUUCUUCACCCUUGGUCUACGUCAUCUGCGUAUCCAUCUAUGCUGUCGAUAUUCUCGGUUGUCUAGCUCUUGGUUGGACCUGUGUAAACUGCAGCAGCUAUCGUAAUUGUUGUGCACCGUAGUUAUCUUUAUCGUACGCAUUUACUUUGAACCUCUUUUGAGUAGUGAUUGAAUAUGCAUAGGAAAGAAGUCGAGCGUGCAGAGCUGCGCCGCAAGCAGCAACGUUUACAUCGUCCGGUGGAUGAAUCAGUUGGAUGAGAC
Messenger RNA from Laetiporus sulphureus 93-53, 7001 nucleotides. Its product is annotated as cytoplasmic protein. The record is from RefSeq and is a predicted model, not a curated record. Gene Ontology annotation, biological process: small GTPase-mediated signal transduction. Lineage: Eukaryota; Fungi; Basidiomycota; Agaricomycetes; Polyporales; Laetiporaceae. Gene Ontology annotation, molecular function: guanyl-nucleotide exchange factor activity; small GTPase binding. The transcript is spliced from 14 exons. Gene Ontology annotation, cellular component: cytoplasm; plasma membrane. The coding region runs from base 187 to 6720 and encodes 2177 amino acids.